GUUUUGCAUUACUAACCUAGGUUAGUUCUUUAUUUAAUCCACUACCAUGAAGACCAUCAGUCUAGCUCUGCUGAUGCAGAUCUGUUGCACCCUUUUCCUCUACACUAAUGCCCAUCAUAGACCUAACUCUAUCCCAAGCAUCUACCAGAAGAACACCAAGGAAAAGUGUGGUUGCAUCAAUCCUUUCCCCGGAAACACAGGAUCAGAACCUAGAAACACAUGUUCUAAAUCUCACUGGUGUUUUGUCAACUGCUCUUCUGAUUGCUAUGAUGUAAAACCAACGGACGGAGGGAAAAGAUGCUUCUCUGCAUACGCCUGUCGGGCUACAAACCUUCUCCCUGCUCUAUCUCGUCUGUCUACACCCAGCCUGUCGAGAACAAGAAACCAAUCAGCACCAAAGGUAAAAUGCGCCUGUAUAAAUCCCCUCUCUGGUGCUAAUGCCUUUAUGGGAGACCCGGAGAGAACUUGUGAUGCUCUGGAUUACUGCUUUGUAGAAGCUAACGCCGACUGUUCUGAUGUUCAGCCUGCUCCUGGCGAAGGAAGAUGGUAUUCUCAUGAUGCUUGUGAUUUGAAACCCUUAAUCACAACUAUUCCAAGUGUUCCAGUUACACCAGUAGCUACUGUGGCUUCUGUACCUGAUAUUGUAGAUAUUCGUACAGCUGUAAUUGAUCAAUCAGGUUUAAUUGAUCUUAGAACUGCAUAAAAGGCUUAACAUGCUUUUAUCAUAUCGGUUUAAAACUAUUUAAGUACAAAAUUUAGCUUUCAAAAUCCAAAAUACUUUUGGUGUUCAAGUGUACCUUCUUCCCUUCCUAUUUUUAUAUUUUGGUGGAUUUCCAACAUUGUGAUAUUUUGUAAUUGAUAAUUUUGUUUUGAAGACAUAUUGUAUUGUACUGUACUGUUAAUAUAUUUUAUUCAUUUCA
This is a messenger RNA of Eurytemora carolleeae, 920 nucleotides long. RefSeq lists its product as uncharacterized. NCBI's taxonomy places the organism in Eukaryota, Metazoa, Arthropoda, Copepoda, Calanoida, Temoridae. The transcript has 2 exons. The coding region runs from base 47 to 703 and encodes 218 amino acids. The record is from RefSeq and is a predicted model, not a curated record.